Molecule: messenger RNA, 6032 nt
Organism: Amoebophrya sp. A120
Lineage: Eukaryota; Dinophyceae; Syndiniales; Amoebophryaceae
Source: the annotation of a GenBank genome assembly
UGGACUCAACUGGUUAACACGGCUCCUGCACAGCGAACGCCUUAGCGACAUAUUGUUAUUGAAUGAUUCUUCACCUACAUCAAUUUGAAUUUCAAGCUCCAACAAGUUCAAGUUUCAGUUUCACUCUUCAUGUUAGGGACAACUACGUACCCAGUUGAAUAAUCAAUGUCCGAUCGGCGCAUGAUGUGCAAGCCAAAGCGACAGAGCAGUUCUUAAUUGAAGGAAGUAGUGUUGUUGUUUUAUUGUAAAGUUUCCCCAGCCAACAUGAACAUUCCCAUUCCUCUGACGACUCCUACUUUGACGACGAGCAUCAUGAUGCAGACCUAUGGAGAGAAAAAAGUUUGUCACUGUCACUAACUUGCGGGUUUUGCAUUACAAAUUUUUUUAGCAUCACAACUUUCGCCUGUAUUGCAGAAACACUAGGGAAAUCCCUAAUGAAGUUUGGCUGUGAUGCAUUUUUACGCAUGACAAACAAUUUUGUAUUGCAAGAAUGCGCAUGAGUGAUCGUGACGAACUUUUUUUCUUUGAUAAGACCCCUCCUGCUUUCAACGUCGUUCCCGGUGCGCCGGCGCAGCGCAGCUCGCACGCGCCAAGCUCGGGGUAUCCCACGAAAAAACUGUUUCACUGUGAACUUGUGAUGCAUGGAAUGGAAUGGAGUACUUAUUUGUCUUGCUACACAUGCAAGACAUUGGAUUUAUUUUAAGGGUGUUCGUGUUUUCCCUUGGGAAGUUCGCAUAGCAAAUUUUCUGUGGCAUGUGUAAGUAACAAACUUCUGAUGCAGAUCUUGCAAAAUCAUCACAGUGAAACAGUUUUUUCCUGCGAUACGGGGGGCUCGGUGAUGAGUAUCCGGAAAAAGGAGGUGGACAUGACUGGGAAGUGGAAGUGCGCAACCUGCGGCAUCAUAUGAAAUGUAAAAAUGUCUGGGUCUGGAAGAGUGCGAGGUGUGUCAUGCACGUUUUGCAUGAGCCAUGAUGUCUGUGAUGCAUACCCUAGCAAUACAGAUCUUUUGAAGGCUUCUUGAUGCCUAUUCCGCAUGACAAAUGCUCUUUCCACCGUGUAGCAACACUUAGACCCUCUUUGCUGCCCAUGCAAUACAGAUUUUUUUAGAAUCCAAAACUUGCAUGACAAGUUGGAUUCUUCCAGACCCCGACAUUUUUACAGUUGAUACAUCAUCAACCCCAACGACAAGAAGCGGUGUCAGGCCUGCAACGCCGCGCACCCGGACUUCACCGAGGAACAGCUCCAGGCGGAGACGCAAAAAACCAUAGACGGCUUCUUAGGCCGUGCCAGUGGAGCCGCAGUCAGUGCGAGUGGUAUAAAGUUCUACUUGAUGUAUAGGUAUGGUUACGUUAUGGAGGUGGUUGUCAAAAAAGUUCGAAUUUAAUGUAUGACGUGAGAGAGUGGCGAUGUCAUGCAAUAUGCCGCGACCGUGGUCCUCCGGCGCUGCCAAAAUUGCAGUGCAGAUGAUCCUGGUCUUGGUCCUCCUGAUCCUGCAAGAAUGAGCACUAUGAGAAACAAAUACGAACAGUACAGAUUUAGUACACUCCCUUAUCAUCCAAAACCACAGAUGCCGCUAAAAACGCGGCUUCGGUCUUCGGUGGCGGGGGCAGCUCUUCCUCAACGAGCACCUUCACAUUUGGCGCCCCAGCUCCGUCCGCCAGCGCCGGCCCGAUAAAGUUCGGCACGGACAAUGCCAAUGCCGGAGGUUUUUCCUUCGGGAAAAAGCCGUCCGUGGACGAAAAAGUCAGCUCGGUGUUUUCCUUCGGCGCUGCAGCUGCAGCAACGUCUAGUACUUCUGGAGCGGCUGGCUCCAGCAAUAACAUUUUCCAGCAGGCCAGUGGCUCUAUCUUUGCGAGCAACGGCGCAAACAACACGGCCGCGUCCGGAUCGAUUUUCGCCAGCAACCCCGCACUGGCGGCCGUGACCGGGGGUGCUGGAAGUGCUGCAAACGACGGAACAGCUGCGGCGGGGACCACGACAGCCCCAGGAGCACCUCCCGCCGGCAUCGGGUUCACCUUCGACCCGAACAAGGCCGCCGCGUCGCAGGGGUCGGUGAACGCAGAGAACGUGGCCCACGCGAAGCGUUGCGGGAAAACGAAGGAGUUGUGGCGCAACAAGAAACCGCUGCCGGGGAUCCACCAGGGCGAGGUUUUUGUCUGCGGGUCGGGCGAGUGCGACCAGCUGGGGCUCGGGGACGACCAGCUGGAACGAAAAAAGCCGACGCUGCUGAAAGGUUUGUCGGACAAACAGGUGGUGAAAAUCGCCGUGGGGGGCAUGCACGCCCUGGUGCUGUGCCGCAACAGCCGAAACAUUUACAGUUGGGGCUGCAACGACGACGGCGCGCUGGGGCGGGAGAAGGGUAUCCGGGAAAACGAACCCAUGCCGGUCCGCUGGGAACUGGGCACCUACUGCGAGGAUCAACAGGGGACGAACAAUAUGCAUUGCAAAAGUAUCGUCCUAGUAUAAAUUGCAUCACAAAUUGAAAUUUUGGCAAGAAGAAAAGUGGAAUUUGUAAUGCUGUUUUACCUUAGGAAGGAGAUUUGUCAUGCAUAUUUGCAAUUUGUACGACUACGAUGCUUUUGCAGAGGAUAAACAAGCUCGGGCUUGACGUGCUCAUCGACGACAACACCCGGCAUAGCAAACCGUGGACCGACCUGGUGAUCAACCACAUCGCCUGCGGCGACAACCACAGCUGCGCCAUUGAUGCGAAGGGCAGGGUCUUCGUCUGGGGCGUCUACAAAGACGCGAACGGGUAUCUAUUGAAUGAUUUCUUACUAGUGCUGGCCCCGCUACAUUCUUUCAGGUUUUUUAAGAUAAUUCCAUCGCCGUAUUUGCCAUGAUGAAAAAAUCAAAAUCAAAUUCGGAGAAAGAAAUGCACACUAUUUGAUCAACACCAAAUCCAGCUACAUUGGGUUUCCGGACCAUGGGAAAUUCCAAGAGAUUUUGUACAAGGAGGAGAAAGACGGGGAUGGUAAUGCAAAGAAAGUCCCGGCGCAGCAGUACUACCCCCGGGAGUUCCCAAAUCUGCCCCCAAUAAAAGACAUCGUCUGCGGCUGCGACCACACCGUGGCACUCGCGAAGACUGGCGAGGUAUUUCUUUGUUUUUGAUGGUGUAGCAUGUUUUACUUUUAGUUUUGCUAACACUCACUAGGUUCACAAGCGAAGGAGCUCCUGCUCAUGCGACACUGAGAUUUUGCAUCAAUCACGCAGGAGCUGCAGGCUGUUGAACGAGAUCUUUUUGAUGAACUACGUGGUUGAUAAAGGUUGAGAACCUGUCGUGCCUGAUAUGGAAGAUGAAAACACCUCUUAAAACUGCUUACCAGGUUUUCUCUUGGGGUAGUAAUUCCAACGGGCAGCUCGGCCAAGGGAAAAGGACGCCGGACCAGCCCGUGCCCGGCGGAGUCGACGAGGCGAAGGACAAGCAAGCCUACCACGAUUUCAAGACACUGAAAAAAAAGUACCUGUUCCCAAACAAGAUGCACUUGCCGCCCGGAAACGAGGGCGUCAGCAGGAUAGGCAGCGGCAACGAAGGCACCUAUAUCAAAAGGAAAAAUCCCCCCUCCCCAUAUCAAAACGAAGUUUCUCAUGCAGGAUUUGCGUACACAAAUAAGAUUUGUCUUGCUGGAGAGGAAUGCAGCCCGAUACUAAGCCUAAGUAGAGAGGCUCUGGCCUAGGCGUCUAGCAUGAGAGACGUCCGUGCUGUAGGCCCAUCAGCAUCACAAACCGCCCCCACAAUGCUGCGGAGCUUGUGGAGUUGCCUUCUUGCAAGACAGACGUGAUUUGAGGUCGCAAAUCAGCAGCGCAAAUUUUCGGAAACAUACCUUUUCGAUAUGGGGAGGGGGGAUUUUUCCUCUUAAUAACCUACAUUGUCACCAAGGGGGCGAAGUCCUACGCCUGCGGGUUGAACGGAGACAACCAACUCGGUAUCAUACAUUGAUCUGGAAAAGCAUAAACUUCCUUUGCAUCCAUGUAAACCGUACGUUUAUUUGAUGCUCUGCUCAACACUUUUAGUACUGCAUCCGCAAAUGCAACUGAAGCAGGCCUGCUAUCGCUAAGAGUGGUCGAGUUGAAAUACAUAUGUUCAUUUCCUUGGUAACUCCAACCUCCCACAGGUCUUGGUAAGCAGCAACCGAACAUCAUCGAGACCCUGACCGAGCUGGUGGAACUGCGCGGCAAGCAGAUUUCGUACAUUGGGGGCGGGCAGCAACACGGGUGUGCCUGGGACAAAAACGACAACCAGGUGUACACGUGGGGCCGGAAGCCUUUUACCGGCAUGAACGUACCGGAGACGAACGCUGACCGCGAGUUUGCGUCCCCGGUGAAAAUCCCAAAGGAGGCCUUCGCGGGAAACCGCAUCACGGACUUCAACAGCUCCAGCUACACCAACUUCGCGCUGACGGAUAUGCAAGAAGAAAAGAUCGAUCGUGCAGUUGUAGAGUUUUGGUUUUCAGUGAUCUUCAUGCGCAGCAUGCCAAAUGCCGGUCUCUUUCAACAUGAUGUUGGCCGUGCAUUGUAGUGCCCGUGAAGAAAGCGCGUUUUUGCAUGUUGCUAUCUUCUGGUGCGCAUCAUGACAGGGGUUGCUGUUAUGCCAUAAAGAAUUUGUAUAUGCUUUUUCUCCGAGACGAAAAAACACUCUCGAACUUUUUCUCUCGGAUAACGGAAAACGGAGACGUGUUUGCGUGGGGUAGUGGGGAAAUGUACCAGUUAGGCAACGUGCCGAAGGACGUCGACAACUACACGAAGGAAGAGAAAGAUUUGAUCGAGGGAAAGUCGGAACUCGCGCCCGCACUCAUGCACGCGGAAAAGUUGAAGGACAAGUACGAUUUUUUUGCGAUAAUUUCGUUGAAGGUCAUUAAGUAGUACUUCACCAUAAAGAACGCAAUGGCGUCGAGCCCUAUAUGAUCUUGGUUUUGACGUACACAAAAAAACUCAGGCACUGUGCAUGGAGUUUUUUUUCUUCGUGAAGACGCUGGCUCUACUUCUCAUUGAUUUCUGCUUUUUUUCUCGGUUUAGGUUUAGGUAGGCCGCCACCGCUGCCGGCACGGGAUGGCUGUCGUCGCGACCGUCUCACCUUCGAUCUACGCCUUCUCCUGCUGCACAAGUUCGAUCCGGAAAGGGUUUAGUUUAGGUUUCAGGGUUUAGGAUAUCCACUUUAAAUCGACCUAGGUCGUUCUGCAAAAGUUGUGAUUCCAUCUAUCCCACGAAAAAAUAAACAGAUACAUUCUUUCCGUCGCUGGCGGUAGUCAGCACACGGUGAUCCUGGCCUGGAACCCGAUAUGAACUGCAAAAGUAUCGUACUCGUAUAAAUGCAUGACAAAUUUUCUCAGCAUGAGAAAUAAAAUUUGUCAUGCUGAUUUACCUUACGAAAAAUAUUUGUAAUGCAAGACCUGCAUUUAUACGAGUACGAUACUUUUGCACAGGAUACCCGAAUCUUCCGGACAAUUUCAAGCGUUCGCAGGCGGUGCUGGAAAUCGAGCAGCAGGAGGAUGUCUUGUCCUCGACUGCGCUCCUGAACGAGGAGUCCAACAAGCCGUCGCGGCUCGAUUCGCCCUCCAAAAUUGACCUGGAAACACGGUCAGAGAUGAACAUUUCGCCGCGGGCGAAGCGGCCAAAGCUCUGCUUCAGCCGGGACGUGGUGGAGAGGUGUCUGCAGGAGGUGAAAAAGCUGGAGAAAACAGUGUGGAACACCGGGCUGAACCGGGACAAGGCCAUCGAAAAUCUACCCUCGCUGUGUGAUUGAUGGACAAGAACUGUGAAUCUCGCUGUGUAAUUGAUGGACAAGAACUGUGAAUCAUGGUGGCCAUUCACUUUUGGGAAAUGGUGGCUGUGAAAAUGAGAAGGCAAGAACACAAGGGCGGUUCUUUUCUUGCAAGAGCAGAGCCUUGUUCUUUUAACCUCAGGAAGAGCUACUGCACUACGACGCGAAUUAUUUGUUCCAAAGUACCUUGUGCACCACGACAAAAUGCGAUUGCGACCGCAUUAGCAUUUCAUAUAUCCGCCUCGUUUUCGUUGAAAAGGCGAGGAGCGACGGG